AUGGACACGAGGAAGAGGAAAAAGAAGGUGCUGUUGAUGGGUAAGAGUGGCUCAGGAAAAUCAUCUAUGCGCUCUAUCAUCUUUAGCAAUUAUGUCGCAAAGGAUGUCCGACGGCUUGGAGCCACGAUCGAUGUGGAACACAGCCAUGCUAAGUUCAUGGGCAACCUCACCCUGAACCUAUGGGACUGCGGAGGACAGGAUGCGUUCAUGGACUCGUACCUCAACGCUCAACGCGAGAAUGUCUUCUCCGACGCCGAAGUCCUCAUCUACGUCUUUGAUAUCGAGUCCCGCGCCGUCGAACAAGAUCUUGAGACGUACAGUCAAGUUGUCAAGGCACUGAAAGAGUAUAGCCCGAAUGCCCACGUGUUCUGCUUGGUACACAAGAUGGACCUGGUCCAGCACGAGCUCCGUGAGAAGAUAUACGAGGAACGAUGCCAGAUGAUCGCCGCACGGUCGGAGGGGCUGAGUCUCGAGACAUUCGCAAGCAGUAUAUGGGAUCAGACGCUAUACAAGGCCUGGGCCGGAAUCGUACACAAGAUGAUUCCGAAUCUGGUCAUCAUUGAGCGCUUUUUGGAAGCAUUCGCCAAGCAACUCAAGGCCGAAGAGAUUGUCUUAUUCGAGAGGUCAACUUUCCUGACUGUCACGAACGUGGUUACACAAUCCGGCGAGGACAAUGACAACGUUGACCGACACGAGCGUAUAUCAAAUAUCAUGAAGAGCUACAAGCAUACAGCGGCGAGAAAUACCAGGACCACGGCGGCAAGUGCGGGUUUCCUCUUAUACAAGGUCCAGACGCCACGUUUCAAUUGCUUCCUAGCCAGGUUCACAGAGAACACGUAUAUCUACGUGGUUGUCCCUCCAGGAGAAGCAGCGUUCAACUGCGCGGUGCUGAAUACCAUGAUGGCGAGAGAUGCGUUCAGCAAGAAGACUGGGGUCGAAGGAUGA
Cladophialophora yegresii CBS 114405 is the source of this 945-nucleotide messenger RNA. RefSeq lists its product as uncharacterized. Bases 1 to 945 code for a protein of 314 amino acids. The record is from RefSeq and is a predicted model, not a curated record. The transcript is spliced from 2 exons. Gene Ontology annotation, biological process: regulation of autophagy; cellular response to amino acid stimulus; cellular response to starvation. NCBI's taxonomy places the organism in Eukaryota, Fungi, Ascomycota, Eurotiomycetes, Chaetothyriales, Herpotrichiellaceae. Gene Ontology annotation, molecular function: GTP binding; GTPase activity. Gene Ontology annotation, cellular component: fungal-type vacuole membrane; nucleus; Gtr1-Gtr2 GTPase complex.